AUGUCGGUAGAAGUGGAAAUAUCUCAUGAAAAUAUUUCAACAGGUUCUUAUCCUAAUGUUAACGAGGAAUUAAAUAGUGAACCUUAUAUUGGGAUGGAAUUCAAAACUGUUGAAAAAGUUAGAGAAUUUUACAAUUCAUUUGCUAAAAGAUUGGGUUUUGGAGUACGCGUUCGUUCAACAAAACCAAAAAGAGCUAUUUUGGUAUGCUGUAAUGAAGGUCAACAUAUGAUGAAAAGUUCUAGAAACAAAGAAAUCCAAUAUGACACAAAUCAAGCUAAAAGAAAGUGUUCAACUCAAAGAAGUGGUUGUCAAGCUUCACUUAUUGUUUCAAGAGGUACAACAGAAGGCAAUUGGAUUAUAUGUUCAUUUAAUAAUGAUCAUAACCAUGACAUGGUUAGCCCUAGAAGCGUGUCUUAUAUGAGAUGUCAUAAAAGGAUGAGCACUGCUGCAAAAAGUCUUGUUGAACAAUUUAGUGGUUAUGUUAAACUCUUUAAACAUGGAGUUGAUUAUUUGAUGAAUUUGUCAUUGUUACUAUAA
Molecule: messenger RNA, 537 nt
Organism: Trifolium pratense (red clover)
Lineage: Eukaryota; Viridiplantae; Streptophyta; Magnoliopsida; Fabales; Fabaceae
Product: protein FAR1-RELATED SEQUENCE 5-like
Exons: 1
Coding region: 1-537 (178 amino acids)
Biological process (GO): regulation of DNA-templated transcription
Molecular function (GO): sequence-specific DNA binding; DNA-binding transcription factor activity
Source: RefSeq, a predicted model, not a curated record